GCUGUGAGAGCCAGAGCAGAGCUCACCCACAGACCACAGCCACAGAGCUCCCACUGCAGUUCAGAGGAAAACCUCAUACAGAAAUCUAUACUGGAAGAAGAAACUGCUACCUCACAAGACAAGAAGAAAACACUGAUCAGGUAAAUACAGAAGGGGGAUCUCUGCUUUUUCUUCGCCCAACAGAACUUCCAGAGGACACAGCUCUUUGAAUUCUACUUCGGGAGUCCAUUUAACAAUUUGUCUAACUCAUUUUGCUUUCUGGAACACAACUUUGCGUUUUUAAAAGUUUGACAUACCGGUCUGGAUUUUUACCAUCUGUCUCCUUUGGCAGUUCUGGCAACAACUGCCUCUGAUUUUUUCCAACAUAGUGUGUUUGUGUCUUUGGGUGUGUGACCCUCUCUUCUUGACUGACAGAGUGAAAUGUACAUGAGUGAACUAACAGGUCAUCAGAUGUAAGUGCACAUAUAAGUGAAUGCAAAUUGUUUUAUUUUUUUAAUCUACGCUACCAAAAUUUAAUUUUGCAUGUGACUUAUAGAUCUCAGUUCUUAUUUUUUCAUCUUGAGUUGUCAUAUUACAAAAACUGCCGAGACAGAUUUUUUAUUUGCAAUAAAGGAUCACUUUUCACGCUACAGUAAUACUACGAAAAGGGAAAUUGCGCAGAAAGUUGCAAGCUCAAACCUUUAUUGAGAUAUACUGGAGAAGUUUUUCCUCACUGAAGUCUCGGCACCGUCGAAUACCGGUCUUCACCUCAGGAUGGCUGGCUGUACCAGCCGCUGCAGGCAGGGGGUGCAAAAAUUAAUCCAGUCGCUGCAGAGAUUGGUCUCAGGAACCCUGGUCAAAGAUAAAACAGAUGAAGAGCUCGAGAUGACAAUGGUGUGUCACAGGCCAGAGGGUCUUGAGCAACUGGAAGCCCAAACUAACUUCACCAAACAGGAGCUACAAAUCCUGUAUCGUGGUUUUAAAAAUGAGUGUCCAAGUGGUGUGGUAAAUGAGGAGACAUUUAAACACAUUUAUGCACAGUUCUUUCCUCAUGGAGAUGCAAGCAUGUAUGCACAUUAUCUUUUCAGUGCAUUUGACACUACAAAUAAUGGCUCCAUUAAGUUCAAGGACUUUGUAAUGGGAUUGUCCAUAUUAUUGCGGGGUACUCUGAGGGAAAAGCUGGAGUGGACAUUUCACCUGUAUGACAUUAACAGAGAUGGCUACAUAAGCAGAGAGGAAAUGACAGAAAUUGUGAGGGCCAUUUAUGACAUGAUGGGAAAGUACACCUACCCUGCACUAAAAGGAGAUGUCCCACAGCAGCAUGUGGAUGCCUUUUUUCAGAAAAUGGAUAAAAACAAAGAUGGAGUGGUGACUUUAGAGGAGUUUAUUAUUGCCUGCCAGGAGGAUGAAACCAUGAUGAGAUCCAUGCAGCUGUUUGAAAAUGUGAUGUAGGAUAAACAGAGACGAUGGAGACAAAGUUGU
Monopterus albus (swamp eel) is the source of this 1461-nucleotide messenger RNA. RefSeq names its product Kv channel interacting protein 1 b (gene kcnip1b). Gene Ontology annotation, biological process: regulation of potassium ion transmembrane transport. The record is from RefSeq and is a predicted model, not a curated record. Gene Ontology annotation, molecular function: potassium channel regulator activity; transmembrane transporter binding; calcium ion binding. The coding region runs from base 754 to 1431 and encodes 225 amino acids. Lineage: Eukaryota; Metazoa; Chordata; Actinopteri; Synbranchiformes; Synbranchidae. The transcript is spliced from 8 exons. Gene Ontology annotation, cellular component: voltage-gated potassium channel complex.